AUGAACGCGGCUGCUGAGAAACGGGACGGAGAACGCAGAAAGAAGGGCGUUUUCUUGUUCUUGCCUUCUCUCGACGAGCCGUUCCUGGAGGCCCAGCAAAACCUGUUCCUGUUGACCAGGACGUGGACCUGGAUGCCAGGCGUGAUGCCGCAGGCCCCGAGGCUCUCCCCUGCCUUCACGCACACCGGGCAGAGAGCCCGGGACUAUCUGCACAAGAGCGGGCGGUUCAUCGUCAUCGGUGGUAUCGUCUCGCCCGUACACGACUCCUAUGGCAAGACGCCAACGCUGUUGCCUUGCUGUGCUCCCCACAGGGUGGACCCCUGGGAGUGCUACCAGGACACCUGGCAGACCACCUGCAGCGUGCUGGAGCACCACCGCGACCUGAUGAAAAGAGUGACGGGCUGCAUCCUCUCCAAUGUGAACACCCCCUCCAUGACCCCGGUGAUCGGACAGCCCCAGAACGAGUCUCCACAGCCCAUCUACCAGAACAACAACACCGUUUCCAACAAGCCCACCGCAGCAAAGAUCUUAGGGAAGGUGGGAGAAAGCCUGAGUCGGAUUUGCUGUGUUCGCCCACCAAUGGAGCGCUUCACCUUUGUGGAUGAAAACGCGAACUUGGGGACAGUGAUGAGAUACGAGGAGAUUGAGCUUCGCAUCUUACUGCUGUGCGGCAGCGACCUGCUGGAGUCCUUCUGCAUCCCCGGUCUCUGGAACGAGGCUGACAUGGAGGUGAUUGUUGGGGAGUUCGGGAUCGUGGUAGUGCCACGGGACGGAGCAGACCCCGACCGGAUCAUGAACCAUUCCUCAAUACUCCGCAAGUACAAAAACAACAUCCUGGUGGUGAAAGACGACUCGAACCACCCAAUGUCGGUCGUCAGCUCAACCAAAAGCAGACUGGCCCUGCAGCACGGGGACGGACAUGUCGUGGAUUACCUAUGUCAGCCCGUCAUUGACUACAUCCUCAAGAGCCAGCUCUACAUCAACGCCUCUGGUUAAGAGCCAGGGGCCUCGCAGCAAGACAGCCCUGUUGUCCCACUUCCCUACAACUCUCCAUCACAUUCCUCUCUCUCUCUCUCUCUGUGUGUGUCCCUCUCUCUCAUGGCCUCCUGCCCGUGUCUGCCUCUCACUCCCGGCGCCAACGCUCCAUAGUGCAGGAAAGUCCAGGGAACGGCGGCACAGACCAAAGGGGAACGGUUUGGUCUCUUUGGGGUACUGCCUUCCCCCUCGUAUGCCAGGAGGGAGGCGACCAGUAAAAUAGAGAUGUGCUCAGUCUGCUUCAGGGGAGGCAGCUCCAACAUCCUCCCUCCCAGCAUGCCACUGGGAAACAGUCCCCCUGUCCAUCCUCCCAGCAUGCUCGAGAGCGGGGACGUUUCUUUUGCAUCAUCUUAUGGCACAUCAGCUCAAUAAAUCUAGGUAGAUCUUUUUACUAAUAGUUUUAGUGUGAGCCCCUUUGGCCUCUCGACUUGAUGACCCACCUCUAAACAAAUUGCGUUUGGUAGUGGGCAGGUCUAACACGAUUGGCUCAGCGCCCCAUGGCAGGCAGACCUCCUCAGGCCAGCAGUGGGACAACUUUGCUACUGACAUCCUUCCCCUGGCCUUGAAAAAUCACUGAGAUGGUGUUUUUGGAGGGGAACAGAGACUUUAGCAAGCUUUUCUGCCAAAGAUGUAUUUAGUGGGGCAGGAACACCACGCCUCAUCUUUCCUUGGCUGCAAAUAAAUCCACUCACCCCAAGAUAUCCCCUAGACAAGCAGAGCUGAGGUGAUGCUCUAACUCCAGCCUCCCAUCAGAGGGGCAGCCCCCAGCACCUAGAAAGGGACCCGCCGUUGACUAGGCCAAGAAGCAAGGGAGGAAGAAAAGGGAGUAAACAAAGGGAGUAAGUAACCAGUGACCCAAAGCCACUGCCCAGAAUCGCCCCCAAGCCUGACUAUGAGUUUUGUAGGGGCUGGGUCCAUCCUGUAGCAUCGUCCCAUGGCAACGGAUGCGGCAGGGACAGGAGAUGCUGAUGGCUCUGGCACAUCGGGGCUGAACUCCAGUAAGUCAGCGCAUUUUGUUUCUGCACCUCAGGCUAUCCCUCGGGCGUGACUAGGGGGAAAAGGCGGCAGAUCAUAGCGAUAGCUCAGCCGUAAUUGAAGAAAGUCACAGGGCUACGGACGCAGCUGGAGCUUACUGAACUUACUACCCUGCGGGCACUGGCACGGUAGAGCACAGAGCUCAGGAGAAGUCUGCUGCUCCAAAAGACAUAAGCUGCUCCUUUCUAAUCCCAUCCCAGGAAAGACGUCCCAGCAUCUUCCUCCUUCUUGCCUCCAGAUCUUCAUUUUAUCUGUAAACUUCCCCCUUUGCCCUUCGUUCCUCCUAUCUUCCUGUCCUUAAAGAGUUCAUUAAAUGCAUGAUAUUUUCCCCCUCCCAAAUUGGCUUUGGAAACUUCAAACCUCCCUUGGGACAAACCAAUCUCCUGCUUUCCUGUCUAUAACCCAUGGGGCGAAAUGCCAGGAAAGGCGCCUAGUGGAGAAGUUUGCAUUAAAACCAGGGCAGGUAACAUGUUGCAAUAGAAAAUUGUGUUCAAGUCUUGCGCAGACCAGGGUUAUUGAAGUGGGCUGUUGCACUUGCUGUGUAUCUCUAGAGCGCAAGGACCUACAGUCCCCUGCUUAUCCUGACAACACAGCCUCUUGGAAAGAUCAUAGCUGAAAGGAGGAAGGUACAGUCCUGCUUUACUCUUCACCUUUUCCUAUCCCUUUGCUCCUUCUAACCUUGUAUAUCUCUUUGGGAUUAGCCCUCCUGUCUAUACCUCCUUGACAUCUGCCCAUUCUCCAUAAACUUGGACUAACUAGGUUUAGGGUAGCCCCAUCACAGCCCUGUCCCAAAGCAUAACUGCUGUCCGCAUUGGCUUGGUGGCUUUUCGGCUUUCCCAGUGAAGUGCUGUGACUGGCCAGUGCCAAGGGACAGUGCUGUACUCACACCCCUGAAGGCUGAGCGUCCUCCAGGGUGUUCCAAGAGAAGACCUUAAGUUACAUCAGUUUUUUUCUUUUUUCCCCUCUGAAGUCUAGAGAGGGUCACAAACUGCUCUAAUGGAAGCUUCAAAGACAAGACAUUGCACUAAAUUUGAUGACCUGCUGAAUACAGCUGCCCUGUGUGCUGUGAAUUUGUUACAGCCCGCUCCAGUAAAGGCAGCAAGCAUCUCUGUAACAGCAAACACUACUUCAGGAAAGACAACCUAACCCACACGCAUAAAUUCCUUGCGGUGUGCGGGGCCUUACAAGCAGUAGCUAACAGCUCCUCCGAGGAGGUUAUUGCCACUUCCCAGAAGGGAAAGCGUGAGACACACUACGGAAGGGACUUGCCCAAAGCAAAGCAUUUGAUUUGCUGCGAAGCAGAGCAUUUGCCCAUAGCUGCCCCAUACGGAAAGGCCAGGGGCUUUUCCCGGCUGCUGCCCAUAGCCUUUACUUGCUGGGGAUUUCCCUUGGCAUGGAGGGACUAGUUCAGAAACUGCUGUGGUCAUUUCAUGAAGGGCAAUUUUGGCAGCUUGCCCAAACCAAGCUGAAUCCCGCAGCUCCAGCUCUGAUAUCUCCCAGCAGCUGUAAAUAUAUCUGGAGGGGUGAGGAAAUACAGAGACACCAAACCAGACAGGGUGUCGAGAGAGUAUAGAAUCGGUGUGCAGGGACACCUCUUCUCCAGGGAUGUCUUCAGUGAGUACAAGCGGCUAACUAACAUCCCACUGAGCCCCCUUAGCUAACACAGCGGGCAGGUGCCCACAGCGGGACAACAUCUCUCAUCUGUACAACACUCAGCAUAUGUAAGCCAGUAGCUAGACUCCUCUAAAUCCGUUGUUCUUACUGUCCUGUGCGUUCAGUUUUUCAGUCUUUCCUCUCCAUCUCAACACAGAAGUUAUCUCAGACAACAGCCUCAUCUCCUUGCCAGAAGUCACCCAUGUUUCUUAGCUCCAAGCUGGAGGAGAGAAAGCAAUGUUAGAAACCAACCUCCAACACACACAAAGGGAUUUUAACCUUACGGAGGAGUGAAUCAUCUUUGAAGAGGGAGGAAGGAGAGUGGAUUUUAACUGAGGAAAAAACAAAAAGGAAAAAAAAAAAAAAAAGAGACUAAAGAGGAAUGAAGGCAGCAUGUCUAAGAAUUUGAAAGAGCUCAGACCCCACCCCCCGCCUCCCUCAGG
This is a messenger RNA of Struthio camelus australis, 4166 nucleotides long. The record is from RefSeq and is a predicted model, not a curated record. Lineage: Eukaryota; Metazoa; Chordata; Aves; Struthioniformes; Struthionidae.